Molecule: messenger RNA, 3293 nt
Organism: Pantherophis guttatus
Lineage: Eukaryota; Metazoa; Chordata; Lepidosauria; Squamata; Colubridae
Gene: CRTC2
Product: CREB regulated transcription coactivator 2
Biological process (GO): protein homotetramerization; positive regulation of transcription by RNA polymerase II
Cellular component (GO): nucleus; cytoplasm
Molecular function (GO): cAMP response element binding protein binding
Source: RefSeq, a predicted model, not a curated record
CGGAGCAAGAUGGCGGCGGCAGGGGCGGCGGGGGGUUCCGGGGCCGCCGCGCCGGGUUCUUCUUCCUCAGGAGGAGGAGGAGGCGGAGGCGGCGGCGGGGCCUCCUCCUCGUCCUCCGCCGCCGCCUCCUCGGCCUCGUCUUCCCCGGCGGCCGCUUCGUCUUCGCAUUCUUCUUCGGCCUCGGCGGCGGCGUCCAACCCGCGCAAGUUCAGCGAGAAGAUCGCCCUGCAGAAGCAGCGCCAGGCCGAGGAGACGGCGGCCUUCGAGGAGGUCAUGAUGGAGCUGGGCACCACCCGGUUACAGGCUCAGAAGUUACGACUGGCGCACAGCCGAGGACCCUACUACAGCGGAUCGCUGCCCAACGUCAACCAGAUCGGAAGCGGCGCAGCAGAGUUUCAGGGUCCCCUCCAUUCUCCGCUGGACUCGGCCCGGGGCACGCGGCAUCACGGCCUGGUGGAACGGGUGCAGCGGGAUCCCCGCCGGAUGAUCUCGCCGCUGCGACGUUACGUACGACAAAUCGACAGUUCUCCUUACAGUCCGGCGUAUUUGUCCCCUCCUGCUGAACCCAGCUGGAGAAGGACGAUGCCUUGGAGCAAUUUCCCUGUGGAGAAAGAACGCUUGUUUAGACUGCCUGCCUCACUCAAUAGAACAAAUUCGGACUCCGCCCUGCACACCAGCGUGAUGAAUCCCAACCCACAAAACGCCUACCUGGGACCCUCCCAGGCGGGCCCCCCUCCCAAUCGCAAGAGCGGUUACCUAGAUCCGGAUACGGAUAGCAAAGUCUUUCUUUUCCAAGUGCCUUCCAUCGAAGAGAGCUUCUUGGACGACGGGAAGCAGUCGCUGAAACCUUGGGACACCAAGAAGCUCUCCUCGUCUUCCGCCCGUCCCCGUUCCUGCGAGGUGCCUGGAAUCCACAUCUUCCCGUCCCCCGACCAGCCUGCCAACUUGUCUCUCAUCCCGUCCAACCUCAACACGGGAGGGUCCCUGCCGGAUCUGACCAACCUGCACUUCCCUUCCCCGUUGCCUACGCCUCUCGACCCGGAAGAGUCGGCCUAUCCCAGCCUAAGUGGCGGAAGCAGCACCGGCAACCUGGCCAACACCAUGACACACCUGGGUAUCAGCGGCGGGAUGGGCCUUGGCCACGGCUACGAACCUCCAGGACUGUGUUCAUCUAUGCAGAGCUCCCUCAGUAACCCCUGCCUCCAGUCCUCGCUUAACGCCCCCGCCCUGCGCCCUGUGCCUUCCUCCCUCGGCGGCCAGUCCAUGCCUUCCUCCCUCAGCACCCCUUCACUCUCCACCUCGCUCAGCAACCCCUCCCUCCCCACCUCGCUCAGCGCCCACACGAUGCAGCCCGUCCCGGCUAACCCCCGGCUGCCCCCGCCGCCCCAUCCGCACCACCAGCCUCCCCCCGGCUUUGGGGGCCCGGCCUCCUCUUCCUCCUCUUCCUCCUCCACCGCUUCGUCCCCGGCCGCCUCCUACACCCCUCUGAACGCUUCUCCCCGGCGCAGGGUCCCCCUCAGCCCCCUGACUCUCCCCAUGGCUGGAGAUACGAGACGACAACACCCCAAACAGUUUUCGCCAACUAUGUCACCCACAUUGUCUUCCAUCACCCAGGGAGUACCGUUGGACACCAGCAAGCUCCCUGCAGACCAGCGGCUUCCGCCCUACCCUUACAGCCAGCCAGGCAUGCUCCUUCAGCACAGCCAGAAGUCCCAGCACCCGGUGCCCGGAGGAGUCCCUACCUCCCCUCAAACCCGCCAGCCCUCUCAGCCGCCCUAUCCCUACCCGACGCAUUACCAGCCUAAUUCCAUGCUCCAGCACCAACUCAACCAGCCGUUGGGUGACUUCGGCUUUGGCAACUUCGACCAGUACGGCUUUGUCGACAACAUGAUGGGAGGUUUUGCCUUCAACAGCAACGCCUUCGGGGAAGACAUGGGUGCCUUAAAUUACUCGCCGAGCGACAACAUGGGACCGCCGAUGGGCGGAGGGGGCGGCCACAGUAGCAACAGCACUGCCAUGAACGAUCCCCACUUACUCGGUCGUCAAAACCUGAGUAAUUGCAGCCGUCACGGUCCCAUUCCUAACAUCAUCCUCACAGGGGAUUCCCCGCCUGGCAUCUCCAAAGAAAUCGCCAACGUCCUGGCGGGCAUGCCGGGCUUCGAAAUGGACGCGGCUUCCCUGGGUCUGGAUGAGGAUCUGAAGAUCGAGCCGCUGAGCUUGGAUGGACUCAAUAUGCUGAGCGACCCUUACGUCCUGCUGACCGAUCCAUCUGUCGAAGACUCCUUCCGCACCGACCGGCUCCAGUGAACAGAACGGGUGCCCAGAGCCCCUCACACCACCACCACCCCGACCCCGGCAGGGAUAGCGGGACCCUUGCGAGCCGUGGAGAAUCAAACGGGGCCGGGGCACGCUGCCAAUCCUCGGGGACCCAAUCGAGACAGAGCGGACAAUUCGCGCUUUGCUUCCUCCCCGUUUCCCAAACGCCGCGUUCCCCCCCCCCAACCUGGGGAGACCCUCGUAGCUUCAGUAGCUUGAAUGCUCCCACGCUUGGUCGAGAGGCAGGGCCGGCCCUGGGUUCAAGGGACUCGAGGAGGGGCAAUGAGACAGCGGGAUAGCUGUCCUUUUCGAACCCACCUGGUGUCGGAUGGACCGUACGAGCGGAAGAAGCGAGGAGGGGAACCUCUUCCCAGACGUAUCCGGGUUGGGUGAGAUCGGGGGGGUCACCUUCUGAACCCCUCGAAUCAAGGAACGGGGUGAAGUGAAAGCAUCUCGGCCAUCUUUCGCCCCGUGUCUCUACCUGUGUAUCGUUUCCGUACAAGGUGGCUCCCAGAGGGAGGAGAGAAAGAGAGAAUGUCAAUCAUUUUGUUAUCGUUUUUUCCCCCCUUUAAUUUUUCUCGCCUAAUCGAUUUCUUGCUCUCUUUUUUUAUUUUUAAAGAAUUCUGUACAUAACCCUUUCUCCGUUUCCUUUUCCUUCUCCUCCUCCUCCCUUUCUUUCUCUCUUUCUCUCUCUGUCUCAAACUGCCGUGUUUUUUCACCCUGGAGAGAUGAAGGAGAAUAGGUUCUAGUUAAGGCACUUCUAACUUUUUCAUUCUUAAUCCGUCGGAUUUCGAAGACCAGCAGCCGAGGGCCGGGGAGCGAGGGGAGGGGGGCUAGUGGGAAGAAUCCUCUCCCCCCCAAGCCGGGUCGGCCACGGACCCAGCUUGUCGCCUCCUUCCACUUCCCUCCCCCUUCGAGGAGAAGAUGAAGCAGAAUGAUUUUAUUAUUAUUUUUUAAAUACAUGUGAAUUAUCAUGA